CCUUUAUUGUGUAUCUGUGAUUGUAUUUCUGGAGCGAUCAGUAUUAUCAUAUUAAUAAUGAACAUCUCUGACCUCAGGCUUAUCAUUUCCAAACGUUAACAGUGGAUACCUUGUACUGAAGCACACAACACAAAAGACAUGCUAGGGAAAUCUUGUAGCCAUUCCGCUGCCGUGUGCUUCGUAGUUACAAGGUGGCAUAAGGAGAAGGAAGAACGCCCUGUUCCUACAGAUGUUCCGUGCCAGUGGUUGGUGCCUCGGCUGAAAAGGGUAACUCCCAAGGCAGCUGUGGAUCUGGAAUACAGUCACCACUCACUGGAGAAGAGGAAAUCAAACAGCGUCCCAUCAAAGAAGGCUGCCUUGGAGAAGAGGAAAUCAAUCGGUGCCCCAUCAAAACAGGCUGCAACCACCUGCGCUAUCGACGUCCCUGCUCUGAUUUCUGAGCUUAAAAAGGUUGCACCGACUGCAAGGUUUUUCACGUUGGUUGAAAGGAACACUGCACAAGUUACAGAAAGUGGGCAUACUGAAACAGCUGCUGGUGUGUACCACAUAUCCCUUCAUCAACCUCUCUGCAACUUUAAGCCAGAUCCAACUUGCAAGACACCCUUAGAGCUUCUAAGCAUCACCAAAGAAGAUUCUGACAAAAUCGAACUUGAAACAAGGACACAAAGAAAAAGCAGCUCCUGGUUCCUCCACCGGAAGGGACGAAUAACAGCAUCAGUGUUCAAGGAAGUUUGCUCUUCAAGGAUGGUCAAGUGCUCUAGCCUCAUCAACAAGCUGUUCCGACCGACCAUAAUCAAUGCACCAGCCGUGCAGUAUGGCAUUGACAAUGAAGACAGAGCAAAAGAGGCAGUGCUGAACACACUGCAAGGAAGCCAUACUGGUGCUCGGCUACAAGACUGUGGGCUGAUGAUAUCUCCAAGGUACCCUUAUUUAGGAUGCAGUCCUGAUGCUAUAUUCCACUGCGAAUGCCAUCCACCUGCACUCGUCGAAAUCAAGUGCCUCUACUCACUGAGGAAAGUUCAUCCUUCCGAGGUUGCUGAAGAAGGACAGAAACAACGCGACUUCUGCCUGGACGCCCACGGUGACUUAAAACUGUCACAUAAGUAUUAUUACCAAGUGCAAGCUCAGCUACACUUAAAUUCUGUUGGUAGCACAGUAUGCUAUUUUUAUCUCCAUGUGGAUCAAGGGGGACUAUUACUUUCAAUCCCAAAGGAAGAGGGAUUUAUGUCCAGAAACGAAGAGAAACUGAAGCUCUUUUUUGAAAAAAUAGUGCUGCCAAGGAUCUGUAGUAGGUAUUGAUUGUGUAGGAACAAUAUGUAAAUAAAACUCACCUUUAUUUGCAAGC
Molecule: messenger RNA, 1345 nt
Organism: Ornithodoros turicata
Lineage: Eukaryota; Metazoa; Arthropoda; Arachnida; Ixodida; Argasidae
Exons: 4
Coding region: 139-1299 (386 amino acids)
Source: RefSeq, a predicted model, not a curated record